AUGUACAUCAAGCAGAUCACAAUCCAGGGUUUCAAAAGUUACAAGAACCAGACUGUGGUCGACCCUUUCUCGCCGAAGCUGAAUGUUGUCGUCGGUCGCAAUGGCUCUGGAAAGAGUAACUUCUUUGCCGCCAUUCGAUUUGUUCUCAAUGAUGACUACCAAAAUAUGGAUCGCGAGCACCGACAAGCCCUUCUUCACGAAGGUCAUGGCUCAGCAAUCAUGUCUGCGUAUGUGGAACUAGUCUUCACACAAUGCGGUCAGCGCUUUCAGACGAACGACGAUGAGCUUAUUUUGCGCCGCACCAUCGGCAUGAAGAAGGACGAAUACACUGUCAAUCGCAAGAACACCACAAAAGGCGAAGUCAUGCAGAUGCUUGAAACUGCCGGCUUCUCUCGUCAGAAUCCCUACUACAUUGUGCCACAAGGUCGCAUCACGCGCUUGACCAACAUGAAAGAUUCUGAGCGAUUGGGCCUUCUCAAGAGCGUCGCAGGAACACAGCACUUCACGGCUAAGAAGGAAGAGUCGAUGAAGAUUCUCAAUGACACCAACAAUAAAUUGACGGCAAUUGACGACAUAUUCAAGCAAAUCAAUGAUCGGAUGAGCGAUCUCGAAGAGGAACAGCAGGAGUUGCGCGAAUUCCAGGAGGCAGACAAGGAGAGAAAAGGCCUGGAGUGGGCUUUAUACUCUCGAGAGCAAAAUGAGAUCCAGCAUUCACUCGACAGCAUCGAUCAGAAUCGCGACCGAGGCAUUGAUGGAGCCGAUGAAGGACGCGCCAAGUUCGAUGAGGGUGAAGAUGCCCUCCAAGAGAUCCUGGAACACAUUCAGACCUUGAAGCAGGAAAUUUCUACCGCCAGAAUCGAGAAGAAGCAGUACGAAGAUGAGAGACGAGACAAAGCCAAGGAGCGUGCACAGGUCGAUCUCGAUGUCAGAAAUAUGCGCGACUCGCGUGACGCCUCACAGAAUGCCAGAGCUGCCCGAAGCACGGAUAUAAAGUCUUUAAAGGCCCAGAUCAAGCAGGCAGAACAAGAUCUUGCCAAGAUCACCCCAAAGUUCGAUGCUGAGUCCAAGAAAGAGAAGGCUGUGAAGGCACGGCUCGAUGAGGACGAGGCUACUCAGCAGCGAUUAUACGGCAAACAGGGCCGAAACGCUCGCUUCAAAUCGAAGGCUGAGCGCGAUGCGUGGCUGCAGAAACAAAUCGAUGAGAGCUUCGAGGCCUAUAGUUCGUUCAGGUCGACCAAGCUCACAACGACCGAGAAUAUUGCCGCAAUCGAAAAUGACAUCGAGAAAGCCGAGAAUGACAUCAAGCAGAUGAAGACUCAGAUUGACGAAGGAGGCAACACAUUCGAGAAGCAAAUUCAGACCAAGAUUCAAGAACGCGAUAAUCUGAUGGACGAACGAAAGCGACUCUGGCGUACCGAUGCUUCGCUCGAAUCGACACUCAGUGCGAGUAGGGAGAAAUUGCGUCAGCACGAGCGUGCGUUAUCGCACAUGAUGGACCACAACACGUCUAAGGGACUGGAUGCUGUGCGUCGUAUCAAGCGCCAACAUAAUCUCACCGGCUGCUUUGGCACACUAGCCGAGCUGAUCACCGUGCCGGAGCAUCACACUGCGGUCGAAGCGGUGGCCGGCAAUUCUAUCUUUCACUAUGUGGUUGACACAGAUGAGACUGCGAGCAAGUGCAUGGAGAUCCUGAACAGAGAACGAGCAGGCCGCAUCACAUUCAUGCCGCUCAAUCGUCUUCACCCAAAGGCAGUCAACUUCCCACAGGCACAAGAUGCGAGGCCAUUGACGGAGCUGAUUCAGUUCGACCGGAAGUACGAGAAAGCUGUAAAUCAAGUCUUUGGCAGAGCCAUUGUGGCACAAAAUCUUAGCGUUGCCUCACAAUACGCACGAACUCAUGGCCUGACCGCGGUGACUCCUGAGGGUGAUCGCUCGGACAAGAAGGGCGCACUGACAGGUGGCUACCAUGACCAACGACACUCACGUCUGAAGACUGUACAAAUCGUCAAUGCUGCUCGUGCAGAGUUCGAGGCAGCCGAGGAAGAGCUUCGCACAACCAGAGACAACAUCGAGCGACUGAGUCAGCGGAUCACGAACGCUGUGGGUGAGGUACAGAAGCUUGAGCGCGAGCAAAAGAAGACCGAGGGCAAUGUCAAGCAGUUCCGGCAGGAUAUCGCUUCUAAGACCGAGUUGCUCGGCCGAUUAAAGAACGAUCUAGAGUCCAAGAACAAGCAGGCAGAGACCAUCGCUGCCCGCAUGAAUGAGUUGGAGCAACAGCAGACCGUCUUCGGGGCUGAAAAGAACUCAGAGUUCAAGAAGGCAUUGACCCAAGCAGAAGAAGCUCAGCUCGAGAAAGCAACGACCAGCGUGCAAAAGCUACGGCAAGAGUACAAUCAGCUUGCAUCGGCCAGAGCAGAAGUCGAAGCGCAGAAACUUGAAAUCGAGCUGAGAUUGAACAGCAGUCUCAGACCUCGACUUGCGGCUCUGGAGGCCUACGAAGAUGACGAGGGCUCACCGUCGACAACUCUCCAGUCGCGUGAGCGUGAAAUGGAGCGGCUCAAUGCGGACUUCGAUAGCAUUGUUCAGCAACUCAAGCAACUCGAGGAUUCGAUUGAAACGAAGUCUACGCAGGUUGCGGAGCUCGAAGCCCAGGCUGCCGAGACCCGACGAGCGCAGGAGGAGCUGCAGAAGUCGAUCGACAAAGCCCAGCGACGACUCGAGAAAGCAGUGCAGAAGCGGGCAACGUUGAUUGCCGCCCGGCAAGACGUCGCGGAAAACAUUCGUGACCUCGGUGCUGUUCCUGAGGAAAUGAAGGCCAAGUACAAGCGGACUGAAUCUGACAAGAUUGUCAAGCGACUACAGAAAGUCAAAGACUCGUUGAAGAAGUACACAUCGGUCAACAAGCAUGCCUACGAGCACUAUCGCAAAUCACAGAAGGCACGAGAGGAGCUGGAGCAGCGACGUGAAGAACUGAACAAAGGCAAGGAGUCUAUUCAGCGUCUCAUCGAAUCGCUCGACCAGCGCAAAGACGAGGCUAUCGAGCGCACCUUCAAACAAGUCUCGAAGGCAUUUUCGGAAGUGUUCAAAAAGCUGGUUCCGGCCGGCUACGGUCGUCUCAAGAUCAUCAGAGAUCGCGAUGUACGAGAGAACGAGGACGAAUCCGAGGACGAGCGUCCGAGGAAUAAGAAAGGUAUUGAGAACUACCGGGGCGUGGACAUCUCUGUCAGUUUCAACAGCAAGCACGAUGAUCAGCAGCGAAUACAGCAGUUGAGUGGCGGGCAGAAGAGUUUAUGCUCUCUUGCCUUGAUUUUUGCCAUUCAGGCUACCGACCCGGCUCCUUUCUACAUCUUCGACGAGAUCGACGCCAACCUGGACGCUCAGUAUCGCACAGCUGUAGCGGAGCAUCUUCACUAUCUCGCUGAGAAGGGCAACGAGGAGUCUGAAGAUGGUGAAGAAGACCCAUCCGGCGGCCAAUUCAUCUGUACCACUUUCCGACCGGAGAUGUUGCGGGUGGCAGAGAAGUGCUACGGCGUGACGUUCGCCAACAACGUCAGUGCGAUUCGUGUCGAGAGCAUGGAGAAUGCUCUGGACUUUGUGGAGAGCCAGACUCAGUGA
Cyphellophora attinorum is the source of this 3615-nucleotide messenger RNA. RefSeq names its product Chromosome segregation protein sudA. The record is from RefSeq and is a predicted model, not a curated record. The coding region runs from base 1 to 3615 and encodes 1204 amino acids. Gene Ontology annotation, molecular function: ATP binding; ATP hydrolysis activity; protein binding. The transcript has 3 exons. Gene Ontology annotation, biological process: mitotic sister chromatid cohesion. Gene Ontology annotation, cellular component: chromosome. NCBI's taxonomy places the organism in Eukaryota, Fungi, Ascomycota, Eurotiomycetes, Chaetothyriales, Cyphellophoraceae.